AGAACAGCUGCGGAAAAGUUUUGCUAUCGCGUUACCUUGACAUUGCCUUGACAACCAUAAACGCAGUCUAUAAAAAGGGGCGAACAACUUUUCAGUAUUCAGUAUGAUACAUGAAUUCUCACAUCGACGAUAAAUCUUUGCUUCGUAGAUCAUGAUUAACAUAGAGCAUCCAAAAAUCCACGGGAAACCACCCGUGAACAAAUCUCUUCCGUCGAAAGAUGCCGAGUCCAAAGAGAAACAGUUCACUCAAAAAAUGGUCCACGAAAAAAUGGAAAUUAACGAAGAAAAAACACAGAGAGCAGACUGCAAUCAAAACAUCAUCGACUCGACUACAUGCUCGUUCGAGCAACUUUGCAACAUAAUUAGCGACCUCGAGAAAGACAUAGCUGUCAAGAUGCCAGAAAUAGAUCAAUUACAGCUGAAACCAGAAAAAGACGAAUCUGAAGGGAAAAAUGCAACAAAUGCAACAAUGUACGAUGAUAUAAUGUCCUUUUUGACCAAGCUUGAAGAGGGUAGUUCCUUAGAUGAAACAAAAUUUUGCAUACCGGAGGUAAACGACACCGUAUUUGGAGAAAUAUUUACUAAUUCGCACUCUCUGCCUUGCGAGAUGCAGUAUAGAGAAGAGCAUAACAACUACAGUAUCUGUCCGUCUAACGUCAACAACGAUAAUCAUACAUUUAAAGAAGAUGUAGCGACAGCGCAGUUAUUACUGGAAGAAAAAAACGCCACGAUAUCGUUUUUGAAAGAACAGCUAAAGACCGAAAGGAAGGCAGCUUGCGACAAGUUGGAGGAGCAGAAGAGAAGCAGUUCCUCCAAGUUGCAGCAACAAGAGGAAAAGUACAAGGGAAUCGUGAAGAGGCAUCAGAAGUUCAUCGAGCAGCUGAUCUCGGAGAAAACCGAUCUGACUGAGAAAUGCAAUUCGUUGGCGCAGCGGGUGAAGGAGAUCGAAAUAAAAAUGCAACGCGAUCUGAAGGCUGCAAGCGAUAGGCAUAUCGUAGAAUUACAAAGAGCGAAGGAGCAUUUCGCUGCGGCUGAGAAGAUUAAACGAGAACGAUGGAUAGAAACUAGAACGACGAAGAUCAAGGAAAUGACGGUGAAGGGUUUGGAACCAGAGCUGCGUAAUAUGAUGGAUCAACACGCUGAAGAAAUUCAAAAGCUACGAAACAUACAUAUGAAGGAACUACAGGACUCCGAGUUACGAAUAAUACGUCGUUCUAAUCAGCAAUUGGAACAACUACGCCUGGAGUUGACAGCCAGUUACGAGAGAAUGUUGGUCAAUGAGAAGAACAUUUUAGGCGUCAGAUACCAAGAGAAAUUGGAGGAGCAAGAAAAUCAAUUUAAAACGCAACAGAUGAAACUUGUUCAAGAAAUACAACGCGACAGAGAAAAUUUUACCAAGGAACAGGCUAAACGAGAGGCUGAAAUGGAGGCCAAUUUGCAAGAGAAGCAUUUACAGCAUCAGAAAGAAAUAGAGAAUCUGAAGCAACAACAUUCGAAUGAGAAAAAGACGUUCGAGGAAUCACUGAAGGCUGAGUGGGAAGCCUGGUUACUUGAUUAUAAAAGACAACAAAACUUGCGAAUCGAACAAGCCGAAAAUAAGAUAAAAGAUGAGUGUAACAAAGAGAGGGAUCGACAAAUUGAACUUGCUAUCGAAAGUUUGGAAAAGGAUUCUCGAAACGAGAGGGCCAUGCUUCAACGAAACUUUGACUGCAAACUUAGAUCUCUGAGAGACAAGUAUGAAAUAGAUUUACAAACAACGAUAGACAACGAACAGCUUCAGAAAACUAAAUUAAUUCAAACGAAAGAUAAGCUGGAGAAAACUGAAAUUCAAUUACAACAAGCAGAGAGCAAGUUGCAAGAAUAUGUAUCUGAGUUGAAUAAUGCAAACGAAGUGAUCAAACGGUUAAGUAUGGAAAGAAAUAACUCGAAGAAAUUGGCAAGACAAGAGAUCGAACAGGAAAAAAGAGAAUUGGAGGAAAAAAUUGCCUCGCUUUAUCAAGAAAUAACUCGUAUUAAUGUAAACAGAGACACCUCGAUGGCUCAGUUGCACAGCAGAAUUAAAUUGAUAAUAACUCAAAAAGUAUUGACAAUAAAAAAUUUGACGAAAGAACUUCAUGAUGUAAAAUUAAAGUGUCAACACCUUGAAAAGUUAUUGGAUCAACAACGAAGAGAGUAUAUUUUGAAAAGUUUAUAA
This is a messenger RNA of Frieseomelitta varia, 2194 nucleotides long. RefSeq names its product centrosomal protein of 131 kDa-like (gene dila). Lineage: Eukaryota; Metazoa; Arthropoda; Insecta; Hymenoptera; Apidae. The record is from RefSeq and is a predicted model, not a curated record. Gene Ontology annotation, biological process: cilium assembly; regulation of centrosome duplication; intraciliary transport involved in cilium assembly. The coding region runs from base 152 to 2194 and encodes 680 amino acids. Gene Ontology annotation, cellular component: centriolar satellite. The transcript is spliced from 10 exons.